Messenger RNA from Helianthus annuus (common sunflower), 633 nucleotides. RefSeq lists its product as uncharacterized. Bases 1 to 633 code for a protein of 210 amino acids. Lineage: Eukaryota; Viridiplantae; Streptophyta; Magnoliopsida; Asterales; Asteraceae. The transcript is spliced from 2 exons. The record is from RefSeq and is a predicted model, not a curated record.
AUGAAUCUUAAGGAAGAGUUAGAAUGCUUGGAAGAGGUGUCGGAAGGCAGAGAGUUAACCGAAGAGGAGGAGUGGACCAGAUUGGAAUGCCUUAAAAAUCUGAAGGAGAUCGAAGGUUACAAAUUGAAAGAUAUUAAACAAAGAGCUAGAGUUAGAUGGGAUUUGGAAGGUGACGAAAAUACAAAGUUCUUUCAUGGAUACAUCAAAAGUAGGAGGGCCUUCAAUAAUAUUCUGGGCCUUAUGAUAGACGAAGUAUGGACCACUAAACCUUCUAUGAUUAAAAAAGAGAUUAUGAGAUUCUUCAGAAGGGCUUUCGAGGAAAAAGUUAGAGAUAGACCUAAACUCAUAUGCCAGAACAUUAGGUGUCUGUCGGAAGAGGACACAGUAUCUUUGACGGUUCCUUUCAGCAAAGAGAAGAUUAAACACGCGGUAUUCGAAUGUGGCUCGGACAAAGCUCCAGGACCGGACGGUUUUAACUUCAAAUUCAUUAAAAGGAAAGGUACUAUAGCAGCGGGAUGCAGUUCUUCCUUCAUAACUCUCAUUCCGAAAAACAAAGAUCCUGUGGGGCUGAGAGAAUACAGACCUAUUAAGAAUUUUUAUAGAAGAUUGUUGUUGUGGAAAGCUAAAACUUGA